CUUUCACUUCACAUCACCUCCAGUCCUCACAUUCCGAACAGAACAGUUACAGCUUUCAAGUUUCAACUUCUCGUCACUUCACACAUUUUCUUCAACGGAUUGUCCAAAAUGAAGCGUGAAGCCCAACCAAUGCAGCAGCGCCUCAAGAAGCUCCGGUCGAGCCUCCCCCGUCGCCGCCGAAAGCACAUCUCUCCGAUACGCUUAGCCACUUCUCCGGCGGCUUCGAUAGCUUCUUCUCACUUGACCAGAGAAGUCUCCUGCGAAUCCAGCCGAAUUUCGGUGAAUAACAAGCAGCGAGUAGCCUCUCCAAAGAAGAGACGCUUGGAGGAGAUCAGUUUCGGACAGAGUAAACAGUUCCAGAAAGUUCCGAAGAGAGAGAAGGAGGAGGAUGAGGAGGAGAGAGAUUCCUCUUGCGUUCAGUCAUGCUCUGGAGUGGACGAGGCGAGAGAGAUAAACUCGCAUGAAUUUGGAGUAAUCGAAGAGCACUCUGUAACUACCGCGAAAUCCGAGUUGUCGUGCGAGUUUUCGAGGAAAAUUCCGACGGCUGGAGAGGAGAAUUCGAUCAAAAACGACUUCGAAUUGUCAGAAGUUUCACGAAAACAAACCGUUUCGAAAUCCGACUCGACGACAGAACAGAGGCCGCCGAAGCUCAGCGGGGGAGACUCCGACCUCGCUUGCUCCGAGUCGGAGCUCGUCUGCUACGACGACCACGAUUCGGAUUACUCGUCGGCGUUCACCGAUCUCCAGUCGGAGGUUUUCCACGACAGCUCGGACAUAGACUUCUCGGACGAGUACACUCCGUCGAUACUGUUCGAAUCAGGAAGCGAGUUUUCGGAGAAAUCGAUCACCGACGACAUUACUCCAUCGCCGACGUUCUCGUUGUUCCUCCAAUACAGUCAGCAGUUCUCUAGGUCCACCUCCGAUUCACUUCGUUUGCGUUCCGACGGCGAAAACUCCGAGGAAUUCGCGUGCUUGAGGUUCGAAGACGAGGAGAACGAAGAGAGCUACAAGAUGUUGAGGAACAGAGAGAGGAGACAGGCUUACUUCCAUGACUACGCGGAGGAGUACUGUUCCGCGACGGAGUACGGCGAGCUUGUUAUUCAGCAGAGGCUACGGAUGGUCCAAUGGAUAGUUGAGCAAUCUACAAAAAAGAAGUUCCAGAAGGAGACAAUGUUUCUAGGAGUUAACCUGCUGGAUCGUUUCUUGAGCAAAGGAUACUUCAUUACCGAGAGGAACCUCCAAAUUGUUGGAAUUGCAUGUCUAGCAUUGGCCACCAGGAUUGAGGAAAACCAGCCAUUCAACAGCAUGCGGCAAAAGACAUUCCGUGUAGAUUGCAACACUUACAGCAGAUGUGAAGUGGUGGCAAUGGAAUGGCUGGUGCAGGAAGUCCUUAAUUUCCAGUGCUAUCUGCCUACCAUCUACAACUUCUUAUGGUUUUACCUGAAAGCUGCAAAAGCAAAUAAAGAAGUGGAAAAAACUGCCAAGUAUUUGGCAGUAGUAGCGCUGCUUGGUCAUGAACAACUGAGCUACUGGACCUCAACUGUUGCAGCUGGGCUCGUCGUUCUCGCCUCUCUCGCAUCCAACCAAGAUGCAUCUUGUGACCGUGUUAUGGAGACCCAUCUCAGAACAAAAGAGGAUGAUCUGCCUGGAUGCAUGAAGAGCCUUGAGUGGUUGAUAAAGUACGCUUGCUAGUGACCAACAGAGUGUGAAGCAUCUAUUUUUGUUGUCUGAAGCAUUACUUCUCAAGUACUUCUAAGGCACAGGUGAUAAGUAAAUGAAAGCAAUUCUUUUUGUGGUCAGCAUAGAAACGCAGAUUGAUUCCAUUCAUGUUGUAAACUGUCCAUAGACGGAGAAAAUAAUCCGUGAUGAAAUACGUGCAUUCUUUUUUCUAGUAGCCUGAAGCACCCGUAAUAUAGUGCUUUUUUUCGGUUAU
Molecule: messenger RNA, 1933 nt
Organism: Rhododendron vialii
Lineage: Eukaryota; Viridiplantae; Streptophyta; Magnoliopsida; Ericales; Ericaceae
Product: cyclin-SDS
Exons: 7
Coding region: 109-1692 (527 amino acids)
Biological process (GO): mitotic cell cycle phase transition; regulation of cyclin-dependent protein serine/threonine kinase activity
Cellular component (GO): cytoplasm; nucleus; cyclin-dependent protein kinase holoenzyme complex
Molecular function (GO): cyclin-dependent protein serine/threonine kinase regulator activity
Source: RefSeq, a predicted model, not a curated record